This is a messenger RNA of Meleagris gallopavo (turkey), 3089 nucleotides long. Lineage: Eukaryota; Metazoa; Chordata; Aves; Galliformes; Phasianidae. The record is from RefSeq and is a predicted model, not a curated record.
AAACAGAUAAUAUAUCUGAAAGAAUCACCAGAAGAUGUGUACAAGCUUGUUUUGGCUGGCAGUGUUUCAUAUCUUCCUUUCAGGGAUGCUUCAUUUGGUACUUGCAGUUUUCAUCUAACUUUGCUGGAUUGUUUUCAUGCAAUAAGCAAGGCUUUGCAGUAUGGUUUUCUGGAUUUUGAUGAAUUUGAUGUAAAUGAAUAUGAGCAUUAUGAGAGAGCAGAAAAUGGAGAUUUUAACUGGAUAAUACCAAACAAAUUCAUUGCCUUCAGUGGACCUCAUUCAAGAAGUAAAAUUGAAAAUGGCUAUCCCCAUCAUGCUCCAGAAGCUUAUUUCCCAUACUUCAGGAAACAUAAGGUCACCACUAUAAUACGCCUCAACAAAAAAAUGUAUGAUGCCAGACGUUUUACAGAUGCUGGAUUUGAGCAUUUUGACCUCUUCUUUGCUGAUGGAAGCAUACCUAACGAUACCAUCGUUAAAGCAUUUCUAAGUAUUUGUGAAAAUGCUGAAGGUGUUAUAGCCGUUCAUUGCAAAGCGGGACUUGGACGAACUGGCACACUUAUUGCCUGUUAUAUUAUGAAGCAUUAUCGAAUGACAGCUGCUGAAACUAUUGCCUGGAUUAGGAUAAACAGACCAGGUUCAGUGAUCGGACCACAACAACAUUUCCUGAUGGAGAAACAGCAAGAACUUUGGAGAGAAGGAGAUCUUUUUCAUGCAAAGUUGAGACGAAACUGUAAAAUGGGUGUAACAAGAAUCCUAUCAGGAGUAGGUUAUAUUUCAAUUAAUGGUGUUAGAAACAGAAGAACCAACCAAAACGACACUGAACUGUACAGUGAUGAAGAUGAAACAGACUGCAUAACGCAAGGUGAUAAGCUUCGUGCUCUGAAAAGUAAAAGGCAAGCAAAAUCUCCAACUGCAUCUCCACUAAAGACUGAUUUUGCUCAUUUAAGCCUGAGAUUCACCUUUUUCCUAAAAGUUCUGCUGAAGGCAUUAAGGAAGCAGGAGAACUUGAUUGAAGAGCUGCAUUAUUCACUUUCUUCCUGUUUAUGUUGAUCUUUGGUUCCAGUGCUCUGUGCUCUGCAAAUUCCUGUAGUACUUACGAAUGCCGUAUGCUAGUAAUUUCUUCUUCCUUUCUGUGGUAGCAUAGCAGUGGAAGAAUAUGACUGAUUGGUGGUGUUUGACUGCCUGAAAUAUGGAGUGUUCAUAGUUUUCAGUAAGGCCAGCUGCUUAAGAAUAGUUGAAAGAAAAAUCUUCAGCUUUGUUUCAUUUCCUUCUCCUUGGAGGACUUUCCCUAAAUCCUAUGGGCUUUGGGAUAAUGGCUGACAUUCAGGAAGGCAGGUAGUAGCAGUAUUUUAAUAAAUAAAUUCUAAGGAGACUUGUUCUGUCUUGGAACCUGGUAUGUUAGUAUCCUUAUUUAAAACAAGCGUGAAACACCACCUGUAAAAUAAAGUUUGUAGGCAGCUGUUGUUUGCAUCUCUUGUAGACUGCAGCAACUGUAGAUGGAAAAACUUUUGGCUCCCCAUACAUAAACUGCAAGGGAAUGCAAGAUGUGAAAGACAUAUCCAAGAUCUCAUUUCUUUCCUAGGAAAGAAAGGGUAACGUCUGGCUGGUAGAUUUUUGCAAAUAUUACACUACUGGAAUUAUAGACCAAAGGCAACUUGGCUUUUUUUACGCUGUAUUUCUGUAGGGAUCAUAAGGCAAAAUUCAGAGCUAAUUAUGGGCCAAAAAGUGUCAUCAAACUUUUAGGAAAGUGAGAAGUACAUAGUAAGAAUAUGCUAAAGUUACGAGAGUGUCUUUGGAUAGCCUCACACAUUGCUGUGUAAGAAUUUGACUUUUGUUUUAAUUAAACGAAUCUCUGUUGUUGACAGUUAUCAUUUACACAGACAACCAUAUAAGCAACAAUAUAUGAAGAGCAAAGCCUGUACCAACUGAAAUUUUUUUAAAAAGUAGAAAAAUCAGACAAUACAAAAAAACAAAACAAAACAAAAAAAAAGCCCACCUCAGUGUACUGGAACAGUAAAGUAAAAAACAGUUACCUUGCACAUUAUUUUCUGAGGCAUGUGUUGCCUUCAUUUGUACUUCCAAGUAUUUUUUUUUCACAUGUAGUACUUUAAGUAUAUAAUAAAGUUUGUGAAAAGUUUCAGUUACAGCAUGUUCUUUAGAAUGAAUGUUGACUGGGUAAUUUAGGUUAUGAUAGUUUUGCAUGUGUAUUGGCACGGGGAGGUGGUAUACUAACAAGGAAUUGGAAUUUCCUUUUUACUGUUUUUUGCAGGAGAUGAUUUUAUGGUAUCUCAGCUUGUACUGAGAUAAUGUGAUGACAGAGUGUUACUGUUAUUAAACCAAAAUAGGGAUGGUUAGCUGCCUUACCAGAAUUAGUUACCAUACUUAAGUAGCUCUCAGCCUUUUUCGUUUUAGUUCAGAAUCUUAAAAAGUAGCUAAUGCUGCUGAGAAACUGAUUUUGUCUGAGCAAACAAAAAGAAAUUUCUAAAUUCUCUAUGUAGUUUUAUUUCAGAAAACAAAACAACUACUACAACAAAAAGCACAAGCAAAAUAAGAGCACCAGAAGUCAAGAGGAUUAUAGUUUUUUGAGGGCUAGAAGCAUUACUUUGAGUCACAAGGGGUUUCUGUAUAGCAUUUUAAAGAUGAUUGUAUGACCUUUAUGUGGUUGUAAAUGGAUGCUUUGUGUAUGUUCCAAUGAGCAAUAUGGUAUACCUUUGGCAAAGAGAAUAUCAGUUACCUUUGGCAUUUUUGAACGUAGGAAGUAAUGCACCCCUGCUGUCUUGAGUGUUCACAUAAAUAGUUGCUAGAAAGUGAUCUGGCUCUGGUCUAGUAUUUUUGUAUCAAAACAUAUGGUUGUGAAGUAAGAUUGUUAGUACAGACUGUUCAAACUGCGUAAGAGAUGGCUACAAAUGGUCUAGAAUGCAUUUAUUUUUGAAAUAUUGACAACUUUCUUUGGAAGCGAUUACUUCAGUGAGGAUUUCAAGAAAUUUUUUUCUGCUUCCUGUAACACAUAGAUACAUUUGACAAGUUACAGUUACAUGGAUUCAUAUGGAAAGUAAGAAAAUGCUUGACUAAGAUUAUGGAGCAGUAUG